AUGGCUGUUGAUGCUUCGUUCUUGCUUGAGUUCCUUCAAAUCUUUCCGUUCAAACAAGGUAAGGAACCAACUAGAGUCUCAUCAAGAAUGUCACAUUUGGUUGAUGUUGCAGGAAGAAAGUCUGCACAUAAUGCUAUUCUCAGAGAUAUAGUGAUGCUAGAGAAUCAAAUUCCAUUAUUUCUACUGAGAAAGAUGUUAGAAAUUCAAUUUUCAUCAAUGGAAUUAGCAAACAACAUGCUGGUUUCAAUGUUAAUGGGUUUAUGUGAAGAGCUUUCUCCAUUCAAAUUCAUGGAAGAAGAACACCCAAAUCUUCAAAUUUCAAAGCGUGCUCAUUUGCUUGAUGUUUUGUACCAUGUAUUCAUGCCGGAAUUCGAGGAACCAACAGAAAUAACUGAAGCCGAGGAAGAGAGAGGAAAGGAAGGUGAAGAUCACGGCGCACUACGUUCCAUCAAGAGAUUAUUAUUUGCAAGACCUAUUAAAGUCAUAUUAAAACUACCAUGGACAAUUGUUUCUAAGCUUCCUGUAUUCAAAGUCUUGAAACAAGGUUCUGAAUACUUCUGCUUCCCCCAUGAUAAAGAAAACAUUAAGCCAGAAAAUGAGAAUUCUAGUGACAAACCCCCGUUGGUUGAGGAGAUUUCAAUCCCUUCUGUCACAAAACUCUCCGAAGUUGGUGUGAAAUUUUCAUCCACUAAUGGUGGCACUUUAAAUUUUGGAUUUGAUUGUAAAACUGUUACAUUAUACCUACCCACCAUUAGUUUAGAUGUAAACACAGAAGUGACCUUAAGGAACUUGGUUGCUUACGAAUCCUGCAAUGCAUCUGGGCCCUUGGUUUUGACUCGUUACACAGAAUUAAUGAAUGGGAUUAUUGAUACGGCUGAGGAUGCCAAGUUGCUGAGAGAGAGAGGGAUUAUAGUGAACCGAUUGAAGAAUGAUAAAGAUGUGGCUAACAUGUGGAAUGGGAUGAGUAGGUCUGUGAAGUUGACAAAAGUGCCCUUCUUGGACAAAGUGAUCCAAGAUGUGAACAAGUAUUAUGACAGUUGA
Molecule: messenger RNA, 1041 nt
Organism: Ilex paraguariensis (yerba mate)
Lineage: Eukaryota; Viridiplantae; Streptophyta; Magnoliopsida; Aquifoliales; Aquifoliaceae
Source: the annotation of a GenBank genome assembly